UGUAUAUCUACGUUUUGGCACUUGCUUUUCCUAUCUUCUACAAUGUAGUUAGUGCUUACAGGAGUGUUGUAAAUAUAUUUAAGGGGUCGCCGGGAUAAAAAACAAGUUCCAAACUGGAGCUACUUAUAGAAACCAAAGAUGGAAUAAAAAGGAUGUCUCUGGUACAGGUGCGACUGGCCCGGGACUCCCUGCAAACCCAGUGGGGCUUCCGGUUGCAGGGAGGCAAGGAUUUAAAACAGGAGCUCGUCGUACAAAGGGUGUUCGCGAACACGCCCUCUGAAGGCGAGCUGCAGCGUGGGGACGUGAUUUUGGCGAUCAACGGUCGAGACCUCUCCAACUUCACUCACAAGCAGGCACAGGAUGCCAUAUCGGGUGGAGGAGGACAGAUAGAGUUCCUUGUACAGAGACCGCAAGGUACAGUGACCAUCAAGCCGCUGACCCCACAGACAGAGACCAGAGCCCCGUCAUUCCCAACGUCACCUGUAAGGGCGCCUCAGAUUGUGAUACCGAUACAGAAGAACCGAGGUCCGGGCUCGCCCACACGUAUCGUGCCCAUAUCUCCACAGAAGCCGUCCCCGGUUUCACCGUCCGCCCACCCAGACACCAUGGACAGCGCGGGCUUCAUGCCUAGAAAGGUGACGUUGAACAAGUUUGGAGGCGGCACCAUGAAUUUCGGCACAUCGUUCGGAGCUAGUCCCUCCUCCCCACAGAAGGCACCCGCCUCCAUGGGAUACCGGCCCGUGGCGCCUCCAGCUGCCGCGCCUGUGAGGGACCAUCAGACCCCGCCAAUCAACUACCAGACCCAGUUUACCGCUCCUCAGCACUCACCUCAACAGUCGCCGCAAAUAGGAGUGGACCGAGGCGUGGAGGAGGAGGAGUAUGGUGGGAUUGACGAGAGGAGGAGGACUUUCAUACAGAGGGAUCACAACGUUAGCAAUGCCCUGGGCUUGGACGAGGAGGAUUACCCGACGGCCCCGGUUUGGGAGCGCCGGAAACAGUUUGGCAAAAAGGCGCCAUCCAACCCAGCCGUUCAACGCUCUCGUAAACCCCUCCCUUCUUUCGGUCGCCCUCGUGCCGCGGACGAGUCUGUCAUCACGUUUGGGACGGACUACUCCAAGCCGCUGCCCAAACCUGUGUCCCCCAAACACAAGUACGCUCCCCGCCAACGCCCACCACCCGUUAACCGCCAGGACGACGAGCUGGACACUGGCGCAGCAUGGAGCAACACUCUCCGCACCGAGGCCCGCCAGCUGAAACCAUGGGAACGCGAGGCGUUGGAAACGGAACGCUACCAGGCCGGAACAGUCGACGAACCUUACCGCCCCCACACCCAACCACCAGUAGCACCGAAACCCAAAAUAACCCAAAUCUCCACCCAGUCGACGGUCCGCUCCACAUCGCAAUUGUCUCCAGGAAGUGGACCCAGGUCUGUUUCCCCUUCCGUCCCCCCGAAACCAAGCCGUUCCCAUGCUAGGUUACCUCACCAACAGCAUCUGUCACCGGCGCCUCAUAGGGCCCCUGAUCAUGUUUCAGGUGGUUACGCCCCUCAGGAUCCCGGAGGUGUCGUCCAUCUGCAGUACAACUCCCCGAUCGGGUUGUACUCGGCGGAUAAUGUCCGGGAUACAUAUGUAGGUCAGACCCAAGGCCGGGCUCAGGCGCAUGGCGGACAGGUCCAGAAGCCACCUGCGGUCCCCGGGGAUCGAGACUGGAACGACUCGUACGUGUACAAGAUGGUUCACUCCUCUGACAAGACGACGACAACGAGCUCUUCCGGCCGCCCCGGACAGGCGCCCACCGGCGAGACGGUCACCACAAGCCGCGUCUCGCAUGAAACCAAGUACCCGGGCCAGGAGCCGCAACGUCACGUGACAGAGACGGUGAGACGCCAGCCCGUGGCUGACUACAAGUUUGAUAGCUCUAUUGGACUGUCUGACUUCUAAUCUAGAAGGGGUCCUUUAAAUGACUUUCACAGCGUCAUUGCUAUCUGGCGGCUUAUAAUAUGUUAGAUUAGAUAGGGUUAAAACAUUGCUAUGUUAAUGUUUAAUGUUAAAUGUGUGUUCAGCCUUGGUAGGUCUGACACGAAUAAUGUAGAAUGAAGCGUGGAUAAUCAUGCAUUUAGUGCAUAUAGGAGAAAAGAAUCGAAACAAUAACACUGGCAUUUUUUACGGUGCAUGGCACUAGAUGAUGAAGCACUUAUUGUAAUCUGCGCUUUGGCAUAAGAACUGAUAGCCCGGGACUCGGUAUUAGUUCAUUAAUGUUUGGCGACGAAGAUUGAACAUACAUCGGUUGUUUUCGAAACACUUCAUGUUAAUUGUGUAUGUGUAAUUGCUAUUUAAAUAUCAUUUAUUUAUUAUUUGUGUUAUAACUUGUUAACAUAAUUUCGCCGGAAUUGUGCAAUAAAACAAAGUCUGCCCCUUUUUACUAGUUAGUUGGAAUGAAUGUAUGUGGAUAAUUGGUUAAUCGUGUUUUCGUGGAAAAUUGUUUUUAGAACCCUUUAAUUAUGUUGAUAGAAUAUAGAUUUGUAAUAGUUGUAAUCAGAACAAAAGCAAGUCACUUCAGGCGUCUGCUGUGUAAGUCAUUGAUACAGAGUCAUAACUCCGCCUCUCUGUUAGUAAUGACCUUCACAAAUAAUUUCAAGUCAAUAAGUUCGUGGGUUCGGUGCCUGUAACCGCAGACGAUCGGGAUAAGCGUUAAAACAUGCUUACGUACAUAUUUUUAAGUGACAUAAUUAUAUUACUAUGGAAAUAUAGUUUUCUCGUUAUUUAUUAUAGGCUUAUAAUGUGUGUGUGCACUGCCAGAUUUUCGCGAUUAUUUUGAAAUGAUAACUUACAUGACAACUGUUUGAAGGAAAACAACGUUUCGCUACAUAAAUUAUGUCAUAGUUAUAAAAGUUUAGAUUUGUAUCGAAUGAUUCAGUCUUUAUUCGCUUCUGGAUUGUUGUUAAAUCACACUUGUUAAACAUUACAAUUUGUAUAUAAAGUGUACAUUGUUUUAUCUUUUUGAAAUGUUUUCCAGUUGUUUUACUGCGUUAUGAGUGGGUCACCCAUAUGAAUAUGUGCCUUAUUAGAAAAUAAAAGUCUGUGAUUGCGUC
Molecule: messenger RNA, 3091 nt
Organism: Mya arenaria
Lineage: Eukaryota; Metazoa; Mollusca; Bivalvia; Myida; Myidae
Product: proteoglycan 4-like
Exons: 9
Coding region: 153-1940 (595 amino acids)
Biological process (GO): muscle structure development; actin cytoskeleton organization
Cellular component (GO): Z disc; filamentous actin; adherens junction
Molecular function (GO): actin binding; muscle alpha-actinin binding
Source: RefSeq, a predicted model, not a curated record